This is a messenger RNA of Aricia agestis (brown argus), 5598 nucleotides long. RefSeq names its product RNA-binding protein Musashi homolog Rbp6 (gene Rbp6). NCBI's taxonomy places the organism in Eukaryota, Metazoa, Arthropoda, Insecta, Lepidoptera, Lycaenidae. The coding region runs from base 150 to 1205 and encodes 351 amino acids. The record is from RefSeq and is a predicted model, not a curated record. The transcript has 15 exons. Gene Ontology annotation, cellular component: cytoplasm. Gene Ontology annotation, molecular function: RNA binding.
GGCGCUGCGUGGCGCGGUGCGCCGCGGCGCGGCAGUCUCGUGCCGGUAGUCGGUAGUGCAACCGAGCGACUCCGGGAGCCGUCCCCGCCGCGCCGUCGCUCGCUCGUAGUCGUAGUGUACCGCUGGCCGCCCCGCGCCGGCCCUAGCCCAUGGAGACCCAGAACCAGGACGCGGCCCCCGGCUCCGCCGAAGUGCCCAACGACCCGGGGAAGAUGUUCGUCGGCGGCCUCAGCUGGCAGACUAGUCCAGAAAGCCUUCGAGAUUAUUUUAACAAAUUCGGCGAAAUCACGGAAGUUAUGGUUAUGAAAGACCCAACGACGAGGCGGUCGAGGGGCUUCGGGUUCAUCACAUUCACCGACCCAGCUAGCGUAGACAAAGUUUUAGCGCAAGGAACACACGAAUUAGACGGUAAAAAGAUUGAUCCAAAAGUGGCCUUUCCCAGAAGAGCACAUCCAAAGAUGGUGACCAGGACGAAGAAAAUUUUCGUUGGCGGGCUAUCAGCACCCACAACGCUGGAAGACGUAAAAAAUUAUUUUGAACAGUUUGGACCGAUUGAGGACGCCAUGUUAAUGUUCGACAAACAGACCAAUAGGCACAGAGGUUUCGGAUUCGUCACGUUUCAAAGCGAAGAUAUUGUAGAUAAAGUUUGUGAAAUCCACUUCCAUGAAAUCAACAACAAAAUGGUGGAAUGCAAAAAAGCACAACCCAAAGAAGUAAUGCUUCCAGCGAACUUGGCGAAGACGAGAGCCGCCGGUCGCGGGGCCUACGAUUUCAUGUGGUCAUUGGGUGCUCUUCCUGACGGUUUCCCCGCAGCGUACGCCGCCUACGCGGCCGGACGUAGCUAUUCGGGCUAUCCUAGCUUCGGGCUACCGUACCCCGCAGUGGACCUCACCAACGGCCAACUGACACCGAAUAACAACACACCGCUCCUCGCGCAGGCGCUCUCAGUGAUGAACAACUACCAGGCAGCGGCGGCCGGGUUCGGGCCGCCCGCGUCCCCGCACACGGGCUCCCGGGCCGGCUUCCCCGCGGCCAGCUCGCCCGGCCCGGCGCUCGACGUGUACGGUAGCGGCGACAGCGUCGGCUACGUGCAGGCCGCCAGCCCGCAGCCCUCCGGCUUCCCCGCUAUCGCCGUCAGCCGCGCACCCCUUAACUACACUCCGGGACCUCUGAUUCCUGCGGCUUUCACCAACGGUUAUCAUUGAAAGUGUUUUAGCACAAAUAUUCAACGUGGCGAGCGGCGUGGCGGCGCGUAACCAGCAGCGGCAUCGCGGCAGCCACGCGCGCGCGCCACGGCCGCUUCGGCGACGGUCUACUCCGUCCGGCCACCGCGCGGACCGAUCCGUCGACCGCGGCAGUCACCGCCCCCGCCCAGCUCGACCCCCGGACCCCCGACUCUUCCACCCCCCCGCCGCCCCUCGACCCCCUUGUCUAUUGUAAAUAACGAUAAUCUACUUUUUGUCGUGUGAACGAAAGAUAGCUAUAUUGAUUGAACAGGUAUUUUUUCAAAUUCUCGCUUCGACUGUACCGUAGAUGUGUUGUCAAUAUAAACGAUAAACUACAAAAAAAUCUCGAUAUAAUGCAUAGACGAUUUUAUCGCAGGGAGGUUUUCGAUAUUUUCGUAAUUCAUAGUUAAAUUAAUGUUAAGGACUCGCGUGUAAAUCCCUCGACGUCCGUUCUGUCCUCCGCGACGUCGAGUCCGAUAGUGUAUACGAAACGACUCGUGAUGCUAACGGAUCGCGGUGAAUUUCGGAUGACUACUGUCAGGCGCGCGGAGGUAUACGACGGCAUUAGUUUCGCAAGUCGCAACGAGCUUGCCCCUCCCUCGUGUUCCGCGUAGAGGCGCGCCCGCCGCGUACAGUCGCGCGCACAGAGUUCGGUAGCGGUACGUAGGUCGGCAGGGUCCGCCGCCGCCGCGGACCGCAGCGGCAUCCCGCAGCUGCAGCCCGCGGCCCGCUCGGCCCCGCGGCCCCCGGCGGACCGGAGACAAUAACGCGGUACGCGACCGCGCGUUCGCCGCGCGCUUUUCGCUCGUCCACCUCACAUAUUUUAUUCUAUUCUAUUUUUAAUAUUAAUGUCAAAUAUAAUUAUAAUUACUAUACUAAUACAUAUUGCGCAUAUUUUACCUAUGAAUGUAAUUCUUUUUGCCUAAUUAAAUUGUAUAAAAUCACUUCUUAUCUGCUACUUUUGUUUCCGUAGGAAAAAUUCUGAAUUACUUCCCUAUAAGACUACGUUAGAUGUGCAUAUACAUACGUUCGAAUGAUAAUAUGUAUUAUGAUAUAAAUUUUAUCCUAAGGAUAACACGAUCACGUUUACGAUUCACGAGUACCUUCGGGAAGCAUAGUCGGAACGUUUCGAGUUUCUCUCAUCGCGAUAAGAUAAUAAUUCGUUUUUAUCUUGUACCUUCGAAGUAGGUAUUGUAAUUAUACUAUAAUAAAUAAUAAUUUUGUGCAUUACGUAAUUAAUACUUCAUCGUUUCUUACGAUUGUAUUUACAUUAAAAUAAGACCACUGUUAAAAAUUCGCGGCCUCUCUCGAUCGCGGAGUUUCACCGUACUUAGUCGUAUUUAAAGUUUUAGUCGAAGUAAUAAUAAUAAUAUUGUAAACGGUUACAUUUUUCAUACAAAAAUAUCUCGUAAUCAAAUUAUUCAGACAUUUCGAUACACAAAAGACAGGGAUUUUAUGAAAUUUCAGCCAAAGCGCAGGUUCGAGGUAAUAGUAUAAUAUGAAGUCAAUUCAUUAAUCAUAUAUUCGUUAGGUACUCUCGGACACUUUUGACCACUUCGUGUAGUUUGCCGCGUGCAGCCGCGCGACCGCCCGCUGCUGUGGCCGACGGCACCGCGCCGCAUCGCGCCGCACUGCAACUGCGCCGCAGCUGCGACGCGGUCGCGCGCUACACGCGUGCACUCGGUUGCAAUCGUUCGUUAUUUACUAUUAUUAUUACUCAUUACCUACAUCAAUUAACAUUUAUAUUAUAAAUCUAGGUAUUAAAUUUUAGGUAUAAUAAUGAACAAUCUUUUAAAUGCUAUUAUUAUAUAAAUACGUUAUAAAUAUAAAUGUUUCCUGUUACAAAAAAAUAAAUAUUGAAAAUGAUACGAAAUAAAUCAAUAUUCUUUUUAAAGGUAAUUUAUUACUUAUGAGUAGUUAAUCGAAUAAAGGAGUGUCGUCGGAGCCGUUCGCUUCGCGUUUAGUUCGUGCCGAGUCAUCGUCCGCCGCGCCCGACGCGCCGCGUUGCGUCACGCGACGCCGCGCGACCGCCGCCGCACCGCCGCGCCGCAAGACGCGACCGCGAUUGUGUUGUUGAACGUUAGCUAGGAAAUUGAUAAUAAAAUCGAAAGGUGUGAAGUCCGUUGAGACGGUGGGAAUCGAUAUCAUACCUAACAAAAUAACGUAAUUAUUUGUUUUAUAUUUACGGUGUUAUAGGUAUUUAAGACAUUUUUCUUAGAAUAUUUAAUUACUACGAUAAAAUGUUAUAAUUGUUAGGCUCGGGCCGGCGCCGCCGCCGGCCAUUUCAUUGACCUUACAUCUUCACUAUAAUUAUAUUUUCUUACCGACCUUUAUAUGUAGGAGAAGCGUACACGGCCGCUUGUCCCCGUGCGAGCUCGAGUGCCGUCGAGGACGGACACUCGGACAGUCGACGCUGUCUGUACCGCUCAGUACGUCGUUCGUGAGAAGCCAUCGGUUCGCCGCCCGCGACGUCGCGCGUCGCCGCUCGCUGUACAUACGUAGUAGCGCGAGUGUAGACUAGCCGAUACCAGCUGAUCGUUGUUAUUAGACUCAUCGGAACCGCAAUCGGAUUUAGCUUCAGAUGUUCCCUUUCGUUGUUUAUAGUUUGGAUUCGACGCGUGGACUCAUUUCGUUAGUUAUUGUUUAGCGCUCCCACGCACGGGCCAUUUUAUUCGUUUAAAGUUACGCUUUUAAAGAGCUAGAUAGAAAGAUACUCGUACAUAAGUAAUUUUCGCAAUAAUUACAUUUUUAUUGCUUCAAUUAUUAUAAGUAAUUAAAUAAGGACCUAAUUUUAAAAUAGUAGUUGAUUUUUUUUAAUAAUAAGAAAUAUGAAAUUAUAAAUGAAAUUAAAAUCUGUUACGAUUAUAUUUUUAUAUUUAUCGAUUUAACCAUACAAUUAUGGCCUGUGAGUAGAGCAAUAAAUAGCGGCUCGGUGUGCAAUACUAAAUACGGGACGUGGUGCUACGUCGUAGAGGUUCACUUGUAGCGGAAUACACCGAGACUCGUAGCGCAGUCUCUCGUAGCGCGGAAAUGGAUGGCAGAUCUUCCGUAGAGUGUGAUCGCCGUAGCGUAGGUCACAGCGCGCGCGGCCGCCGGCUCGUAGCGGUGAGCCGGCCGCUCGUAGCGGUCAGCCGACUGCUCGUAGCGGUCAGCCAACUGCUCGUAGCAGUCAGCCGGCAGCUCGUAGCAAUCAGCCGGCAGCUCGUAGCGGCCGGUUCGUAGCUCGUAGCGGGCGGCCGCGCGCGCUCGUAGCAGUCGUAGCACAGAGCGCGAUCACACGCGCCACCGCUGCCGCUCCUUUCUCGCUGUUUGUUUACUAUUAGUUUUCAUUUACACGUUAGUAAUGUGUUUAUAUCAAAUAUAAGACUACGUAAUACUAAGCGAGAUCUCAAAUUUAUUUAAAAUUCGUUAUGUGAUCCUAAUAUUGCGACUUAUGGUAUCUAUGAUAUGCAUCUAUAUUUAAAAAAGUAUAUAAAAAGCAAUUUAUUAUAUUUUGUAUAAUAACAUUCUACAUUAAUUUUACACUUUAUAUCGUUAAAGAUAAUAAUUAAUUUUAAUCUAAUAAAGUGACAGACUGGUAAAGUUCGUAGAGUCGCCGUGACGGCCUUAGAUCAGUAGCUUUGCUUACUCGGCGAUGGCCAACUUAAUGUUUCAAGGACCAAAGGUAUACUUAUUCGCGUAGAACCGGACGCGCAUUGGCUCCACACGAACCGAUUCAGACGAUCGGUCGAUCAGCAGAAGACCGUGUCUGUGAGGAUUGCGUUGAGAUUCGAGGCGGGCUGAGGCGGCUACUGCUGCUCCAUGCGGCAUUCUGUUUAAAUAUCUAAAUAUUUCUUAAACUUGUAUUAGGUGUAAAUUAGUUGAAAUCCUCACAAAAUUAGACUUUAAAUUUCGACAUUUUCACAAAGUAAAAGAUGUCAAAAUUUAAACUCUCGUAAAGUUAAUUGAAAGCCCUUUAGCAUCUCGGUGACGCAACAGACAUGCUACAACACAAACAUUUGCGGAGCAAAAGUAACUGUUAUUUGUUUUGUGGAGAAACAUGUAGGCGUGUGUCUAGUUAAGUAUUGGCUGUAACAACAAGCCGGGGUCGGUCUUACAACAUCGCGUCGCGUUGUAUUCAAAUCAGCUCCCAAUGUACACAAGAUUAAAUAUCCAAAUGGAGUUUCGUACGAAUUCGCAUGUUUAAAUAUUAUUAGAUCUUUGUCAAUUCUAACGUCGCAGUGUUGAGCUUUAACGUGCAUCUUAAUCACUCAUUAGAUGACAGGCUGCCGUUCUGUUGGGAUAUUUACUCGCGUGUCGGUCAGUGGGGUUAAAAUGGUCGCUUCGGAGAAUCAUAUUAUGAAUCAUAAUAUGAUUCAUUUUUAUUAAAUCG